This is a messenger RNA of Knipowitschia caucasica, 2277 nucleotides long. NCBI's taxonomy places the organism in Eukaryota, Metazoa, Chordata, Actinopteri, Gobiiformes, Gobiidae. The record is from the annotation of a GenBank genome assembly.
AUGGACCUGCUGCAGUUUGCCUACAGGCCGGGCAUCGGAGUCGAGGACGCCAUCAUCUCCCUCCUCCAUCGCUCCCUGUCCCACCUGGAGAAACCUGGCUCCACUGUGAGGAUUCUGUUCUUCGACUUCUCCAGCGCCUUCAACACCAUCCAGCCGCGGCUUCUUAGGGACAAGCUGGAGACAGCUGGAGUGGACUACGACCUGUCCCAGUGGAUUCUAGACUACCUCACAGACAGACCCCAACACAACACGGACGGUUGUGUUCUACAGGAGUUCUCUGACGACUCUGCCAUCAUCGGACUCAGCUCCGAGGACGAUGACACAGAGUACAGAGGAGUUAUACAGGACUUUGUGGACUGGUGUCAGCGGAACCACCUCCUCAUCAACGUGAGGAAGACCAAGGAGAUGAACCACCUCCUCAUCAACGUGACGAAGACCAAGGAGAUGAACCACCUCCUCAUCAACGUGAGGAAGACCAAGGAGAUGAACCACCUCCUCAUCAACGUGACGAAGACCAAGGAGAUGAACCACCUCCUCAUCAACGUGACGAAGACCAAGGAGAUGAACCACCUCCUCAUCAACGUGAGGAAGACCAAGGAGAUGAACCACCUCCUCAUCAACGUGAGGAAGACCAAGGAGAUGAACCACCUCCUCAUCAACGCGGGGAAGACCAAGGAGAUGAACCACCUUCUCAUCAACGUGAGGAAGACCAAGGAGAUGAACCACCUCCUCAUCAACGUGAGGAAGACCAAGGAGAUGAACCACCUUCUCAUCAACGUGAGGAAGACCAAGGAGAUGAACCACCUCCUCAUCAAUGUGAGGAAGACCAAGGAGAUGAACCACCUCCUCAUCAACGUGAGGAAGACCAAGGAGAUGAACCACCUCCUCAUCAACGUGAGGAAGACCAAGGAGAUGAACCACCUCCUCAUCAACGUGAGGAAGACCAAGGAGAUGAACCACCUCCUCAUCAACGUUGAGGUGACGUCGGGAAAACAUGUCCGGAUGACGUCGGGAAAAGACGUCCGGAUGACGUCGGGAAAAGACGUCCGGAUGACGUCGGGAAAAGACGUCCGGAUGACGUCGGGAAAACACGUCUGGAUGACGUCGGGAAAACACGUCCGGAUGACGUCGGGAAAACACGUCCGGAUGACGUCGGGAAAAGACGUCCUGUCCAACGGAACUCACAUCAUGUACAAGAACACAGUGUGGAUCGAGAGUGUGAACAACACGGGGAACGUCAUCACUCGAGAUAAGACCAUCAAUGUGGAGUUCUCUUGUGCAUACGAGCUGGACCUCAAGAUCUCCCUGGAGACCGUCCUCAAGCCUAUGCUCAGUGUGAUCAACCUGACCCUGCCCACCCAGGAGGGGAACUUCAUCACAAAAAUGGCACUAUACAAGAACGGCUCGUACCGACACCCUUACCGCGAGGGCGAGGUGGUCCUGAGCACGCGGGAUGUCCUGUACGUGGGUGUCUUUGUGGAAGGAGCUGAUGAGAACCAACUGAUUCUCAUUGUCAAUAUGUGCUGGGCCACUCCUUCACGCUUCAGUGGUGACCGCCUGCGUUACAUCAUCAUCGAGAGAGGGUGUCCGAACACAAAAGACAGCACGAUUGGCAUGGCAGAAAACGGCGUGGGGCUGACGUGUCGCUUCCAUGUGACAGUUUUUAAGUUCAUUGGAGACUACGAUGAGGUGCACCUCCACUGUGAUGUCACGCUGUGUGACUCCGACACCAAUGCCUGCAAAGUGAACUGUCCACACAAGCAGAGGAUGUACUCAGAGGACACUGAUCAUAAAGAGCACAUCCUGUCAGUAGGGCCCAUUCGCCGCAGAGAUGACAUCACCAUUCUUCGCUCCCAGGUGGAAAACAUGGCUAAAGAAAUGGUCAAGUUGGAGAACAAAUGCGCAGACUUGGAAUCACGAUCGCAUAGGAACAAUAUUCGCAUUAUAGGGUGUUAUUGUUAUCCCCGUGUUAUUGUGGCGAGGCUAGAUUAUUACUCAGACUGUGCCAAUAUCCUCCGGAGAGCUAAGGAGCUACAGAGGAUGAGGGUAAGGGGUAUGUCCAUCUCAAUCUUCCCCGACUACACCGCGAAGACCGCCCGUGCCCGCGCUGCAUUUAAUGUUUGUCGCCAGUUACGGGACAUUGAGGGAGUCCGGUUCGGCAUUCUGCAUCCAGGCAAGCUGCGCAUUACGUACAAAGGGGUGCAGCGGGAUUUCACCUCGCCAGAUCAAGCCAAGAUCUACAUAAAGACAAUCGAAUCACUACCUCCAGAAAAGUAA